UUCGCUUAUAUGUAGCAACCAAGCAAACUGCGGGUUACUUUAAAAAACAGACAAUACGAAGAAGUGGGUUUGUGGUUUCGAACCCACCCUUAAAUCACGUGUUGCGUUUCCAUAGUCACGUCACAUGGGCUCCACCAUGUUGUAGGAAACCCGCCGCUGCUCCUCACUCACUGCCAGAUUAGAGUUUAAUCCGAGGAGGAGGAGGAGGAGGAGGUGGAGGAGGAUACUCUGUCAAGACGCUGUCUGCAUCUCGGGAGGACUUGCGCUCUUUAUGCAUUCAGAAUAAUCGCGAUUCGCGUGCUGCUGUCACUGUUUCCUUCAACGAGCGCCCUGCACACUGAAGAUGAAACGCCAGUCUUCCGCUGCUGUCUUUGCCUGUCCGCCGACUUGCCAAUACGUUAAGAUGUUAGCUGGCUAACUAGCUGAAAAAGAGUAACUAAAUCGGAUUAGCUGCUAACGGCAGCCUCCCUCUGGGUAACAACCGGGUAUUAUUUGCUGCGCUUGACAAAUAUAGACCAUCAAGCGCUUGUCAGUGUUUGCGUUAAUUGUAUUUCUACGACAGUGUCAAAAUUCCUAUUUUGUGCUUUAGUUAUUCGCUAGUGUUAAUGUUUCUGCAAGCUAGCUACGUUAUUAGCUAGUCAAACCACAACAAAAGCUGGACCUCUGUCGUUCUCUAGUCUGUACAGUUCGUUAGGGAGGGCGAACAUAGAAGUAGUAGUGCCUCUGAACCCCCACCCCCCCAGCCGAAAGUCAAGACGGAGGUGACGGCCAGACUUGGGUGCUAGCUGGUCCUGAGGCUAGCGGGCUGAGAAGUGUUCGAGAUUUAAGCCCCGACACAUUAGCGUUCAGUGGAAACAUGUCAGGAAAGGAUAAAGACAAGCCGGAGAAACAGUCCACAACGGAACGGCUCAUAAAAGCUGUGCCAUACCCUCCACAACAUAAACUGACUAUGAAAGAGCUGUAUGAAGAUGGCAAGCCCAAUGCUGAGCUGCUCCGCAACCACCUCGUCAAGGAGGGCCGCGUGGAAGAGGACGUGGCUCUCAAGAUCAUCAAUGACGGCGCCAACAUCCUCCGUCAAGAGAAGUGCAUGCUGGAGGUGGAGGCACCUAUUACAGUAUGUGGAGAUGUACACGGACAGUUCUUUGACCUUAUGAAGUUGUUUGAAGUCGGAGGCUCACCGAGUAAUACACGCUAUCUUUUCCUUGGUGACUACGUAGAUCGAGGGUACUUCAGUAUUGAGUGCGUUCUCUACCUCUGGUCUCUCAAGAUCAACCACCCCACCACACUCUUCCUGCUGCGUGGGAACCAUGAGUGCCGGCACCUCACCGAGUAUUUCACCUUCAAACAGGAAUGUAAAAUUAAAUACUCUGAACGGGUGUAUGACGCCUGCAUGGAGGCCUUUGACUGCCUGCCCCUUGCUGCCCUACUCAACCAGCAGUUCCUGUGUGUACAUGGCGGACUCUCACCAGAAAUCAACUGCCUAGAUGACAUAAGAAAAUUAGACAGAUUUAAAGAGCCUCCAGCAUUCGGGCCAAUGUGCGACCUGAUUUGGGCAGACCCUGGUGAGGACUACGGCAGUGAAAAAACAUCAGAACAUUUCAACCACAACUCCGUGAGAGGCUGCUCUUACUUUUUCAGUUACUCAGCAGUCUGUGACUUUUUGGUAAAUAAUAACUUGCUGUCGGUAAUAAGAGCCCAUGAAGCACAGGAUGCAGGGUAUCGGAUGUACAGAAAAAGCCAGACCACAGGUUUCCCUUCGUUAAUCACAAUCUUUUCAGCUCCAAAUUACCUAGAUGUCUACAACAACAAAGCUGCUGUAUUAAAAUACGAGAACAACGUGAUGAACAUCCGACAGUUCAACUGCUCCCCGCACCCUUACUGGUUGCCCAACUUUAUGGAUGUCUUCACGUGGUCUCUGCCUUUUGUUGGAGAGAAGGUGACGGAGAUGCUGGUGAAUGUACUCAACAUUUGCUCAGACGAUGAGCUCAUGUCAGAGGGAGACGACCUGUAUGAAGGCGGCACCUCAGCGAUGCGUAAGGAGGUUAUUCGGAACAAGAUUCGUGCCGUGGGAAAAAUGGCCCGAGUCUUCGCAGUUCUCAGGGAGGAAAGUGAGAGUGUGUUAACACUCAAAGGCCUGACCCCAACUGGAACUCUUCCAGUGGGAGUGUUGUCUGGGGGAAAGCAGACCUUACAAAGCGCAAUUCAAGGCUUUUCUCCCACGAGGAAAAUUCGCAACUUCGAGGAGGCGCGUGGCCUAGACAGGAUAAACGAGAGGAUGCCUCCGCGCAAAGAUGGCCAGCAGCCAGAUGGAACCACAAUCAACACCAACACCCCCAACAAGAACGGCACUGAUGGAUAGGCAACUGAAACACUACCCUGCCAUCUUUACACAGCCCACACCACCUGAGUCAUAGCCCCCAACUGCUCUCUCUCGCUGUCUCUCUCUCUCUGUCUUCAUCUGUCUCCUCUGCUGAAGCUGCCUGUCCAUCAUCUGCUCGCCCACAGCCGGGCAGUGAAUGGAAGCAGAAACAUCAGUGGAUAAAAACAAAAGGAGCCGCAGUGCUGGGAAAGCACUACCCAGCUGCUCAAGAAAAGACAAACAUUUGACUCUUUUAUUUAUUAAAAAUAAAACCUAUUAGAUAUAUUGUGUUAUAGCAAGAAAUUACUGAAUGAAGACAUUUUACAGUCGAAAUGUAUUCUGUACACUGAAGCUAUACAUGUCGAAACGAUUAAAAAAACCAAAACAAAACAAAAACCAGGAUUUUAUAAAUUGAAGUUGGUACCAGUAGAUGAAGAUGAGUUUUUAGUCAUGUUAAGUUUGUUUUUUGAACUGUUGUUCUUCGUGUGUUUGAUAAGGGAAAGUACAAAUGCUGUAGCCUCAUCUGGGUCUCGCGAGAUUCUUGCCGAGACAUUUUGGACACUUGAGGUUCUACAUACAGUAUGCCUAUAUCUACAUCAGUCAAAAGAUAAAUUGCAUAUGUAUUAAAAAAUAUGAAGGGAAAGAACUAUUAAAUUCUAUCUUAUCUAAUAUUAAUAAUUAAAAAAAAAAAGUAAAAAUUUCUAUGUGAAGACUUAUGUCUUUAAGACUUUGUCUUAUUUAUACAUUUUGAAGCCCUAAAGGUGGUUGUUUUUUGUAAAGUAUUUUGUUCACUUCCAGAGGAAACCUUUUCCUGUAUUAUGAUUUGUAAAUGACACGGUUAAAGUGAAGGAUUAACUCUU
Messenger RNA from Oreochromis aureus, 3219 nucleotides. RefSeq names its product protein phosphatase 3, catalytic subunit, gamma isozyme, a (gene ppp3cca). The transcript has 13 exons. Gene Ontology annotation, cellular component: cytoplasm; calcineurin complex. Bases 857 to 2359 code for a protein of 500 amino acids. Lineage: Eukaryota; Metazoa; Chordata; Actinopteri; Cichliformes; Cichlidae. Gene Ontology annotation, biological process: calcineurin-mediated signaling. The record is from RefSeq and is a predicted model, not a curated record. Gene Ontology annotation, molecular function: calmodulin binding; calmodulin-dependent protein phosphatase activity.